This is a messenger RNA of Malassezia pachydermatis, 936 nucleotides long. RefSeq names its product fog: zn-finger. Gene Ontology annotation, biological process: regulation of transcription by RNA polymerase II. Gene Ontology annotation, molecular function: DNA-binding transcription factor activity, RNA polymerase II-specific; RNA polymerase II cis-regulatory region sequence-specific DNA binding. The transcript has a single exon. The coding region runs from base 1 to 936 and encodes 311 amino acids. NCBI's taxonomy places the organism in Eukaryota, Fungi, Basidiomycota, Malasseziomycetes, Malasseziales, Malasseziaceae. The record is from RefSeq and is a predicted model, not a curated record.
AUGACGGACACAAGCGUACCUGCUUCUCAAGCACUUCAUCCCAUGGAUGCCUAUGGCCGUGCUGUUAAUGGCAUGGAUAGUGCUUGGCACAAUUCGCUUCGUCCACCGCAAACGCAUCGACAUGGGCGCCGACACAAUCGUGCCGCUGUAUCUGAGGACUUCCAGGGCCGUCACCGUACGGAAGCUGUAUACCCAUCAGCAUCGUCUGUGGACUUGACGUAUACGCAUCCUUUCCCGGGCUUCUCCCCUCUUCCUGUGAUGCAAGAGACGCCUUUCAUGACGAUUGCGCCUCAAGCCAUGACUCCGCAGCGCUUGGUACCUAUAUCUCCCAACCCACAGCCUGUGACACCUGUCAUGAAUUAUCAGUCGAAUGGGCCCACGGACGUACAAAGCCACGCUGUUCCAUCGCUUUCCUUCUCCAUGACAUCAGCAGGUGAACAGACUCCGACCGACACAAGUGGCGAGCUGGACUCGCCACCUUCCCCGACACGCCAGCCUGUAUCGCAUGCGCGAGGGAAAUCGGACAAGUCGGAGGACAAUGUAUACCAAACGGCUGCUCAAACGCAUACGCCUGUGGUCACCACGUCCGCUGCACAAGCCGCCUCUGCAUCGCGUCGGAAGGCCGAGGCGCUGUUUACAUGCCCCUUCCCUGACUGUGGCUCCACAUUUACACGGCAGUACAAUUUGCGUGGGCACAUGCGCUCUCACAUGGAUGAACGGCCGUUUAAAUGUGAUUGGCCUGGUUGUGGGCGUAGUUUUGCGCGAACGCAUGACUGCAAGCGGCAUCACAACCUGCACUUGAACAUCAAGCCGUACCAGUGCGAAGGAUGUGGAAAGACGUUUGCUCGUUUGGAUGCCCUAAACCGGCACCAUAAGAGUGAAGCCAGCACGUGUGGUGCCAAAGCAGCCAACGCCAAAAAGAACACCCCUAGUUGA